CUACGAACUUUCUAGCUGCCUUGAAAAAUCCAUUGGCACCAGAGAGGUCAAUCGGGAGGCUCUAGUAAUCACUGUAUCAAAGUAACUUCAACUCAAAAACACACUUGCAACAAUGGGUGCUACUCGUGCGCAAAAGCAGAUCUACUUCGUGAAGCUCAAGGAGCUCAUCACUCAGUACCCCUCCAUCUUCAUCGUCAAUGUCGACAACGUCGGUUCCAACCAGAUGCACCAGAUUCGAGUUGCCCUCCGUGGCAAAGGUGUCGUCCUCAUGGGCAAGAACACCAUGGUUCGCCGUGCCCUCCGCUCCGUCCUCGCUGAGCUCCCCCAGUUCGAGCGUCUCCUUCCCCACGUCCGCGGAAACGUCGGCUUCGUGUUCACCAGCAAGGAGCUCAAGGAUGUCCGUGACAUCAUCACCGCCAACAAGGUCGCUGCCCCUGCCCGUGCUGGCGCCUUCGCCCCCAAGGACGUCUUCGUCCCGGCUGGCAACACCGGCAUGGAGCCCGGCAAGACCUCUUUCUUCCAGGCCCUCGGUAUCCCCACGAAGAUCGCCCGUGGUACGAUUGAAAUCGUUUCCGACGUCCAGGUCGUCGUUGCUGGUACCCGUGUCGGUUCAUCCGAGGCGACCCUGCUCAACAUGUUGAACAUCUCGCCGUUCACCUACGGUAUGACGGUCGUCCAGAUCUUCGACAACGGCAACUCCUUCUCGCCCGAAGUCCUUGAUAUCGAAGAGGAUGAGCUCCUCGGUCGCUUCCUGUCGGGCAUCAAGACAAUCGCCGCUAUCUCACUCGCGAUCAACUAUCCGACCAUCGUCUCCGUUACGCAUACGCUCGUCAACUCGUACAAGAACCUCAUUGCCAUUGCUCUCACCACCGACUACAUGUUUGAGGGUGCUCAGAAGGCUAAGGAGUACUUGGAGAACCCCGAGGCGUUCGCCGCCGUUGCUGCCCCUGCUGCCGCUGCCGAUGCUCCCGCCGCUGAGGCCGCGAAGGAGGAGAAGGAGGAAGAAAAGGAGGAGUCUGACGAUGACAUGGGCUUCGGUCUGUUCGACUAAGCGCUUUCCCCAUGAUCUGUAUCGUAUAUUUGCCAAAUGCAUCGCUGUCGACAGACGUUGUGUUGCAACGAGGAUAGUAAACAUGAGUGCCUGCGCCGUGUGAGACGUGAUGUUGAGAUUGAAGGAAAUAAUCUGUGCGUAAUGUGCGCCGCUCCGAUUCCGCCAGUUGUAGUGGGGUUUCUGGGGAGAAAGUUCUCGGCCCCUCUGGACUAGGAUGUUCCGAGCUACUGUAUCCGACUGAAUGUGUUUAUCGAUGGGUGGUGCUCCUGACUAUUCUCAGUAUUAAU
Coniophora puteana RWD-64-598 SS2 is the source of this 1338-nucleotide messenger RNA. RefSeq lists its product as uncharacterized. Bases 113 to 1051 code for a protein of 312 amino acids. The transcript is spliced from 6 exons. Gene Ontology annotation, biological process: cytoplasmic translation; ribosomal large subunit assembly; ribosome biogenesis. The record is from RefSeq and is a predicted model, not a curated record. Gene Ontology annotation, molecular function: large ribosomal subunit rRNA binding; structural constituent of ribosome. Gene Ontology annotation, cellular component: cytosolic large ribosomal subunit. Lineage: Eukaryota; Fungi; Basidiomycota; Agaricomycetes; Boletales; Coniophoraceae.